AUGGCUCAUGACAAGUCGACUGCAGAUUUGUAUUAUGACCUAGAGAGACGGCGAGAGCGAGUAGCCGCCUCGUCAAAGGUCUUGCAUUCAAUGUGGAAUAGGGAUUUACAUGAAGCAAGGUCCGAGUCCUCCUCGUCGGAAGAGGAAGACUCUGGAGACGACGUAAUCCCACCUUCUAAUACGGUUGAAAGCGAGGAGUCUUCUAUGGAAAGCCAUAGGGGACCCCCAGGGAUGUUCUGCAUAGAAUGUGGUAGUCACCUAGAACCCAACAACAAGUUCUGUGGGGAAUGUGGCACUGCUGUAAAGAAGAAAAGCAGGGUUGCAGAUACUCGUGAUAUCACGGUACCAAGUGAAGCGGAACAGAAACCAAGUGGAAGUGGGUCCACAGGCCCUUUCAAAAGGAUUGAAGAUGAAGGAGUGAAGUCUAAACUGGAUUUUUUGAGGGCAAAAUUCAUCACCAGUAAAAAGAAGAUGAUUGGUACCACCUUCUCCAAAGAGAGUGAGAAACCAGAGUGUUUAGAAAUUCGCUUCUUGGAUCAAAAUGAGAAAAGGAUCCAACGAUUGUUCAAUGGAGUGGAUGCUUCUAUGAUAUUGAGAGUUGAGAAAGAUUCUUCGAUGGACAAUUGGAUGCAGAGUGUGGAAAACAAGUUCAAGACAUCAUUCACAAUGGUACCUAUGAGGUUGGAGGAUAAAACGUACACAGAGUUACCACGGGACCUUAAGUACCAAGAAUUAAAGAAGCGUUCAAAGGGGAAGAGAAAGUACCAUGGAUUUUACGUUAAAAUAUAUGCAAGGUCCAAGCAUUGAAUCAGAUAAUGUGUUGUCAGGAAGCGGGGUAAAUAAGCCAAAAAGUCAGCGCAUUGUCCUCUCUGACUCGG
Molecule: messenger RNA, 878 nt
Organism: Saccostrea echinata
Lineage: Eukaryota; Metazoa; Mollusca; Bivalvia; Ostreida; Ostreidae
Exons: 8
Coding region: 1-807 (268 amino acids)
Source: RefSeq, a predicted model, not a curated record